GGCGUUUGUCUCCGCCCCGGAAGUGACGUAUGGCGGAUGGCGGCCCGUUCUGUGGUGGUGGGCCGAAGCGGAGCCGUAAAGUGACAGGAGGAGGGGACAUGGGGCGCGCCGGACUGUGGUGACCGAACAGCGGUGCUUUGCUAUGGACAGCGCCAUUACUCUGUGGCAGUUUCUGCUCCAGCUUCUACAGGAACCUGGAAACAAUGAUUUGAUUAGGUGGACGUCAGAUGAUGGGGAGUUUAAGCUCCUGAGGGCUGAAGAAGUGGCCAAGUUAUGGGGGGAACGCAAGAAUAAGCCGAGCAUGAACUAUGACAAGCUAAGCAGAGCUCUCCGCUAUUACUAUGUGAAGAACAUCAUCAAAAAAGUAAAUGGACAGAAGUUUGUUUACAAGUUUGUCUCGUACCCUGACAUCCUGACCAUGGAUCCGGCAGUGUUGAAUAAAGCAGAAGGAGACACAGAUGGGAGUUUUGCCAAUCCUGUCAGCACCUGCAUUAUCCGUGACAAAGAGAACUGUAACAAGGAGCGACUUUUGUGUCCUUCUGCCAAAUCCUCAGGACGCAAUGAUUAUAUUCAUUCUGGUCUGUACACAUCAUUUACCCUCAAUUCCUUGAAUUCAGCUGGUGUAAAGCUUUUUAAAACUGCAAAUGUGGAAUAUACAGUUGAGAAGAAAUUUGCUCCAGAGCCUUUUCCAUCAGUCAUUAGGUUUGUGACCACACCAGCUAAAAACCCUGAGCCUGCCUCCAUUGUGUCUUCAGCUCCACCUCAACCUCCAGAGCUCCAUGAGAAGCCUGCAGAGCCUCCACCAGGUGGAACACUUGGUACUUCUCUCACAAGCACAUCCAUCUCACCCAUUCCAGAACAUUCUCCAGCUUUAUCUCCCAAUUUGACUAAUCAGGAUAUAGCUGACGAAACAGAUUUGGGAUCGCCGGAGCCUCUAAAUUUUCCAAAUGACAUGGAAAUGGAGAUAGAGGAGAUAGAAACAGAAGGAAAGCCUGAUCAAGAACCCGAAACAGAGUCUGAGCCAGAACCCUAUGUACUGGACAAUAAGAGUUCCAAGUCAAAAAAGCCCAAAGAGCUUGAGUUGACUCCCACAGUGGUUAUCACAAGUAGUGAUUCCGGCACUCUCGGUAUCCUCAGCCCUUCAUUGCCCACAGCAUCUCUCACGCCAGCAUUUUUCUCACAGACACCUAUAUUGCUAACCCCAAAUGCCAUGCUCUCUAGCAUUCACUUCUGGAGUACCCUGAGUCCAGUGGCUCCUCUCAGUCCAGCCAGGUUACAUGGUAGUUCCCUGUUCCAGUUUCCUUCAGUCUACAACAGUCACAUGCCACUUGCGCUAUCCAGUUUUGACAGCCCAUCUACUCCUGGACCAUUCUCUCCUGAUUUGCAGAAGUCCUAGCAGUCACAAUGAAGACAAGAAGGAAAUCCUCCAGUCCACUCAAGUUCAUUUUGAGAUCUUCACUUGUGUGAAUGUCAUGGAUCUAGCUACAAACAGAUUAACUUCUGAUUUAUGUGUUUGUUGAAUUUACCUCACGAAUACUCUGUGGGUAAACAAACGUGAUAUUGGCUCCUCAUAUAUUCUUGGAGGAAAUUAUGAAAAAUGUCCAUUAUCCUUUGCACUUGAGUCAUUGCUGGGCUAAAACUGACAUGAUAUGUAUAAGUAACCUAUUUUUUCAGCAGAAUUUUAUCUAAGUGUGGAGAACCAGGAUUAUUUUUGUAUUAAGCCCAUGCCUUUCUCUGGUCCAGUCAUUUUACCAAAUCUUUUAACGUGUUCAUUUUAUAGGACCUGAGGCUAAGCAACAUUUUUAUGAGAAUGUGUUAUAAUAUGUCCAUCCUAUCCAGUAAAAAAAAAAAUAGAAAACCAAUUGUGCAUCGAGCAGAACGGAAUGUUUUUUGUUUCCUUUCAUAAUGUACUUCUAAAUUGCUGGUAGGAAACACAAAGCACUUAAAUUGGACUGAACCCAAAGGGAAGAAGCAGUCACCUGACAAUAUUAUUUUAAAGAAAAACAAUGGCCUAGAAAGCAAGAAGGGAAACAAAAGCUUAAAAAGCCAGAUAGCAUGUGUAUUCAAACAGCACUAAUAUGGAAAACAGAAAGCUUUCAGGAAUUAACGGUGACAAUCCAAAGAAAAAUAGAGGAAGAAAUAUCCAACUAAUUUUUUUUUUUUUUUUUUUGGAAUCCAACAAGACAUGUUCAGAAUAAAAGCAAUUCUGAUGUGUAUGAUAAAUAGCACCAGGAGGAUUGCAGGGAUCAACGUCUUCAGACCUGGAUCUGUAAUGUCAUCUGUUACCAGCACUGUAAGAUGUGUGCCUGCCUGCUUCAAGCAUCUGUAGCGCUUUACCCAAAAUUUUAGGGUUUGGGACUUUUUGUUUGUUUGUUUUUUAAUUUGAACUUCUCAACCUAUGCAAUAUGUGUAAUAGAAAUUGUAUUUUUUAAUACUUUAGCUUGUACAUUGCUUAAGCACAGAUGACAAAGUAGACCUUUAAAGUUAGUAAAUGUUUUAAGCCACUAACCAGCAAAUUUUUAUGUAUAUUUUUAAAAGAGAAUGUCUUCAAAAUCGGUCAUAGUAGUGUUAUUGUUUGGUAUUAGUGUGGUAGAAAGCAGUGUCAAGACAACUGUCUGCUGUUAGGGUUGCCUCAGUUUAGUAUUUUCAACUUUACAUCACAGGUCAAGGAUCAAGCUUUGUUACUUUAAUUUAGCUUUAAAGGGAAAGUAACUACAGGCUCUUUUAUGGGCCAUACUUUUUUAUAAGCUGCAGGCUUUGUUUGGUGGCCUUUUAAGUGCUAUUGCACAGGCAACCACUUACGGUAAUCAUAAUCAUAUUUUUCUGUUUAUGCCCUUCAUAGUGUACCUGCAAUUAAAAAUUAAAAAAUGUUUUUGACAUGUCAGAAGUUUUCAUCUGUCAGGGUCUUGACACCCCACUGAUCAGGAGAAUGAGUAGCGCGGAGUAGCGCUCCUUCACUCCUCGGCUCUCAGCACUCUUUGUCUCGCUGCCCCAUAGACUUGUAAUAAGCAGCAAGACAAAGACUGCUGAGAGCUGUGGGGGUAAAGGUAACUAUCACACACUUUGCUUAUUCUUCUGAUCGGUGUUGGUCUCAGCACUAAGACCCCGACCAAACAAAACAUUUGACGUGUCUGUGACUGACAUGGAACUUUUAAAAGACUGUAAUAUAACAAAGAAAAGAUAUCCCCUGGAGAUGAGAUUUAACACAUUGGAAGUAAUCCUUUUUUCCCUUGCCCUGUCGUCCUUUCCCUACAUACACACUCUCCCCUGCUGUCUUUAUAAGGUGGCCAUACACCUCAGAUUAACGUUGGCUGAGCCUGCCAGACAGAGGAGGUGGUAAUAUUAUUAGAUGCUGACAAAAAUUUGCAAGGCGGCUAUGAAUUAAAGGAAAAAUAACAUUAAGCUGACUAUACAAAUUGUUUAAAAAAAUAAAUAAAAUAAAAUAAAAAAAGUGGACACAAUUUGGCCAGAAGUUGUAUAACAGAUUUACUUAAAUAUGCCAGACAACAAUUUCUUUGAGAAGAAUGUACAUUCUUUAAGAUAGGCAUAAAAUAUCCAGUCUGGUAGGUAGGGUUUUUGCAGAUCUUUAAACACAAUUGAUUUAUGUUUUAUAUUAGUUGGUUCUGUCUUGUAAACCUGUAACCUGACUGCAUGUUAGAGCUCAUCUCUAGAUAAUCCUCUCUCACUGCAGAACCUCUUUAGAGUAAUAUUAGCUGAUCCUUGACUUAUGUUUUAUAUGUCUGUCUGUGGUUUAACUGGGAACUUUCAUAUUAAUGUUUUCUGUGUGUCUUUGCUCUAUGGCUUUAAGCACUUUCAAAUAGAGAAAAAUGUAUUGUUGUUAACUAAUCCAUAUAUUUGUGGGUUUUGAAUAGUAUCAGCAAGUUGUAGUUUUACUUAUAACCAGGUAAAAUAGUAAUAGCAGUAAGUGUCUGUAUUAAUCUUGACAGUCGGGGCACAGACAACCAGCAUUCUCUUUAACAAAAAUGAAUGUCCUCAUUUGAGCACCAUAUAUACUGUAGGCCCAAAAUCCUAUUCUGAUUAUUGAAGGAAAACUGUCAGCCAGUUCACCCACACUAAACCCAAUAUAGUGGAUGAUAGUGUGGGUGAACUGGCGUUUAUAAAGCGUUCACUUACUUUACUGUGUGCCCUGGCCGCUGAGUUGUCCACUGCACCCGUUUGUUCUCUCUGUAGUAGCGCUUUGAAGGCGGUCCCCUGGCAUCCAUAUCUCUUUGGGUUCCGGAGGAAGGGGCCAUAGCCCGGCCCCAUGGUUUGCAUAUUAAUUUUCUUCAACUCCACGUCCUAAUGACGUGGAAUCACAUGCCCCGGAGCGCAGCGCUCAGUCUGGAGAGCGCAUGCGCCUGAA
Messenger RNA from Hyla sarda, 4363 nucleotides. It is a transcript of the gene ELK4, whose product is annotated as ETS transcription factor ELK4. Gene Ontology annotation, cellular component: nucleus. Gene Ontology annotation, biological process: cell differentiation; regulation of transcription by RNA polymerase II. The transcript has 5 exons. The record is from RefSeq and is a predicted model, not a curated record. Bases 143 to 1396 code for a protein of 417 amino acids. Gene Ontology annotation, molecular function: sequence-specific DNA binding; DNA-binding transcription factor activity, RNA polymerase II-specific. Lineage: Eukaryota; Metazoa; Chordata; Amphibia; Anura; Hylidae.